GCAUGAUGUCUUGGGUUCACCUCUGUGUGAUGUGAGAGAGCAGAAGGAAACUAGAACCACUUCAGAACCAAUCUCAUGGCCAGGAAAAUAAAUAGAGGGAAAUAAUAGAAAAGGAGUAGAAAAGAUACCACUGACUCAUUGGUAUCAAAUGUUGCAUUCCCUAAGCCCUGAAUCUACUUCUUCUGGUGCAGUAGUGUCUGUUUCUCACAACAGUAAGAAACUUACUUUGUAAAAAUAGAAAUAAUUACUUUAUUUCACUUAUGCUCUGUGCAACAUGUUGGCUUUCCCCUGUCACUCCCAAAUUCUAAUGGUGAAUGCUUUUAAAUUCAGAGAGGCAAAAUUGUGAAUAAACUUGGGUUCAGAGACUGACCUGCUGUUUUAUGAUAGGAAGAGAGGCUAACUGCAGGCCUUGUCUGCACUCAAGCCCACUGCAGCUGGGUUAACUUGUAAAUAAGGAGCCAGGACAUUGCCCAGAUCUGGCUUUCCUGCAACAACAAAGGUCGGCAGUUUGGAAAGGGACAAAUAAUUACCUGGUUUUGAUGAGUGAGGAAAAAAAUCAACAGAUUAUUACUGUUUCACUAUUUUGGCUGAAACACGGAGCCAAAUGAGCUUUAUUUCAUGUUUCAGGUGUGUAUGGCUAAUGAUUUCUUCAUCCUGUGUGUGUAUAUCUAAAACCAGAAUGCUGAGGCUGAAGAAUGGCACUUGGCAGAUUUACAUACUGAGGUGCUGACACCCCAAUUUAAUUUCUGUUGGCUUGUGUUUAUGAAAAGAAAACCCAAACCCCUUUAUCAAUGAAAACUGGGGUUCUUCUUUCAGCCCCAAGGAAUUAAUGGUGAAAAUUUCACCCAGGCAGAUGAGGUACAGAUUAAGUUUCUGUGAGGUGUGUUUUUAUGAUGACCCUGUCGUGCCUUUCUUCUGACCAUCUCUUGUUUCUCAGAACUCCUGCAACUCAGAGGUGGGUAAUUGUUUCUCCCUCUACUAGCACAUACUGCCAUUAAAACUUCUUGUAAGUUUUCCAAGUCUGACUUAAUGUUUGUUGACAGCAGUAGAGUUGGCUCCCUGUUGCAGUGGAACAACAAGCCAAAACCGCUGUUUCAGUGUCGGGUUUUUUGGCAUCAACAAUCUUGUUUAGUCUGCAGCCACCCAGUCAGAGAACGUGCGUGGGAGCACUGUCGAGCACUAGUGGAGUAACUUUUAACUUGCAAAGUUGGAUGUGGCAUCUCAACUGCGUGACACUGGUGGGAAGUAGAGGGCCAGUUAGAGGUCUUAGAAAACCACAUGACAAACAGCUUGCAGCAGACUCCAGCUUAAAAAUCCAUAUUGUAGAAAAGCAGUAGAAUGUUGUGCCCCCACUUACAGAAACGAUCUGUGCCUGUUUGUCAGCAUAAGCCAUCCUCGCGUGUGCAGCCACACCGUUGGUGUUGGUGACAUCUCCUUACAAGAGCAACCAAGUGUUUGUAGCUUUGAGACGUAGGAGGGUGGUGUUUGGACCUGCUGAAAGGCACCUUUCUUCACUGAUUAAUGGAAAUCUCCACUACUAAACUUGAGUCUUUUCAUUCAUGGCACCACCCUCCCCUAUUCAUGGCUGUGGUUAUGGUCUCUUAUGAAAGAGUGUUUUGAAGUGACGAGUUUACUUUUUUAGUUUUCAUAAUAAGCCUAGUGGCAAGGCUCUUGAGCACUCAAGGUUGCUUUCCUAAUUCAGACCAAAAAGGGCUGGGGCAGGACUCCAGGUACUAACCAGCAAUAAUUGAGACAAAGUUAUCUUUAGGCAGUCUCUUUGGUUUUGUAGUGUAUCAUUUUAAAUGCUUCUGACACGAGAAAAGAUUAUGUGUUCUGCAAAGUUUUAAGAACAGUCUAGACGCCCUGACCUAUUCCAUGGUAUCUGUAUUUCUUAUGUCAGAAACAAAUGCCAUUGGGUUUCAGUAUCUGAGUCUGACCCUGUCUUGUAUUCAGUCCAAAAAACCUUCAAUAUUCAUGGUAAGCAAAAUGAAAGUGGGAAUAAUCUCUAAAGACCCAUUGCUAAAAGAGCCCUGACUUUUUUCUGUUAGGGAGAAGCAGAAUGAAAAGCUGGCUCUUUGGGAGCCAUUAAAUGGUAAGCUCUGUUUUGAAGGCGCUGAUGUGUUUUAUAAUAUUUUCUCUUGGUGUUGUGUUUGCAGCUCUUGGCCUGGAACAUAUCCGGUGGUGCACUGUCUCUGAGCAAGAACUUUCCAAGUGUAAUGACAUGAGUAAGGCCUUUGGUGAGGCUGGAAUCCUCCCCACUCUGCAGUGCACAGCAGGGGGGUCAGCUGCCAACUGCACCCAGAUGAUCAAGGAUGAUUUGGCAGAUGCAGUGACACUGGACGGCCACUCGAUUUACCAGGCUGGAAAGGAGAAUGGUCUGAAACCAGUGGUUGGGGAAGUAUAUGACCAAGAGAUUGGAACUUCCUAUUAUGCUGUGGCUGUGGUAAAGAAGAGCUCCAACAUAACCAUCAACAGCCUGAAGGGUGUGCGUUCCUGUCACACAGGGAUCAACAGAACUGCAGGCUGGGAUGUGCCAGUGGGUUAUCUGACUGACAGUGGGCGCCUGGCAGCAAUGGGAUGUGACCUUCCAAAAGCUGUAAGUGAAUAUUUCAAUGCAAGCUGUGUUCCUGGAGCAAAUGGUGUCAACUAUCCCAAAUCCCUUUGUGAGCUCUGCAUAGGGAAUUCGGCUGGAGAGCACAAAUGCGAACGAAAUUCCCAAGAGCAAUACUAUGACUACAGUGGGGCUUUCAGGUGUUUGGCUGAAGGUUCUGGAGAGGUUGCUUUUGUGAAGCACAGCACAGUGCCUGAAAAUACAGAUGCCUUGCCAGAAAGCCUGAAUUGGUGUGUUGUAUCCACUGAGGAGAUUUGGAAGUGUGGUGAAAUGGCUGUUGCCUUUAGGAAAAAGAAUUUGAAACCAGAAAUUCAGUGUAUUUCAGCCAAGACAAAGGAAGAGUGCAUGGAGAUGAUCCAGAAAAAGGAAAGUGAUGCCGUAGUUCUGGGUGGAGCUGAUAUUUACACAGCUGGGAAGACAUAUGGCCUUGUACCAGCUGCUGGAGAAAGUUACUCUGCUAAUGACAGCAGCAAUGCAUACUAUGCUGUGGUGUUAGUGAAACGAAAUCUGUCCAAUGCAUUCACCAUCAGUGACCUGAAAGGGAAGAAAUCCUGCCACACAGGACUUGGGAGAAAUGCUGGAUGGAAUAUUCCCAUUGGCAUACUAAUUAAGAGGGGGAUUAUUAAGCCCAGAGACUGUAAUAUUCCUCAAGCUGUGAGUGAGUUUUUCUCUGCCAGCUGUGUGCCUUCAGCUGAGCAGGACAAUUACCCAUCAAAACUCUGUCAACUCUGUAUUGGGGACGAGAGUGGAAACAAUAAAUGCAGUGCAAGUAGCCGAGAACGUUAUUACAGCUACAGUGGAGCCUUCAGGUGCCUGGCAGAGGACUCUGGGGAUGUGGCCUUUGUGAAGCACUCGACAGUGUUUGAGAACACAGAUGGUAAUAACACUGAGAGUUGGGCCCAAAACUUAAAGUCCAGUGAUUUCCAGUUACUGUGUCCAAAUGGUGCCCGUGCUGAAGUCACUCAGUUUGCUGACUGUCACCUGGCUCAGGUGCCAGCUCAAGCCAUUAUGGUUCACCCAGAUAUCAACGUUUUUGCUCUGUAUGGACUACUGGACAAAGCCCAGGUCUACUUUGGAAAUAGCAGCAAUGGAAAUGGAUUCAAAAUGUUUGAUUCUUCAACUUUUCAAGGAAAAAACUUGAUCUUUAAGGAUUCAGCUGUUGAGAUUGUGCCAUUACAAGAGAAGAGAACAUACACAGAAUGGCUGGGGAGUGAAUAUGUUGAGUCCCUCGAAGGGAUGCAAACACCACAGUGCUCUGGGGCAGGCAAUAAGAUAACACAGUACUCCUUUGUGGCUGCAGUCAUUCCCCUUCUUGUUUUGUGUCACAUACAAGGCUUGGACUAGGACGGUUCAAAUGGCAACUUCCAGGCCACCUCUGCCCGACCACCUUCUCCUCAGAAAAGCUGUUUGGAUAAUGUGCUGUGCUAACAUUUGAAUGCCUCUUCCUGCCUCUUGCAGGGCAAGUGCCAACAGCACCUGCUCAUCAGGAGAGUGGGAUGGGGCUGGAAGCUGCCCCGUCUGUGUGGAUGGAGUGGAAUUUGUGGCAGAAGCCAGCAAUACAGUAUCAACAUGGUUUACAAGAUCAGUCCAAACCUGGAGCAUCUCUGCCAUCGUUGCUGAUGUUGAACCAUUCAGGAUUUCCAAGUAUUGUUAGAUGGAUACUGGUUUUCUGACCUGUAGAAGAAUUUCUGCAUGUUGGAAGGCAGUAUCAAAAACCUUGUCUAGUGAAUCCUCUCUGGCUUCCUGGCUGGUUAAGUUCAGACUGCACAUCCCUGCUUAACCCAUCCUACCCAGUUCCUCCCGAGCUCUGCUGCCAUAGAGGCAAGUGCACAGAGGAUGGACAGGCUGUGGACAGAGACCAGUUUAGAAAACAGCUGAACAGCUGUGGACAAAGUCUUCCACCCUCCAGUAGAAGGAAGUAGGGGAAAUUUCCAAAGACACUGGACAAAAAAGAAGCCCAGAGAGACUUGGAGGGGACUACCUGUUGACAGAGAAAAGGACAAAUCCAUAUGUGAGCAUCCACUGAGCUUGUUGACUUUACCACACCCAGUACUCACAAGAUAUCCUGUGAUCUUUAAUCUGAUGCAGUCUCCAUCAAGAACCUUCUGGUUCUCCUCCUUCCACACAGGGCUCUCCUGAGUGCCCGUGCAUGAAACUUGUAUUUGCUGUAGGUGAAACAAAAGUACUUCACUUCUGAGUAACCAUUUCUGUUUCUACUGGCUGUAGAAUGUGGAUUUUAUUUUUAUCCAUAGCUGCACUAACCAUGAAUGUUGCUGUGCUGCUGGCAGGCACUGUCUUCCUACCUGCCUCAUGAUCCUGGGAUGAACAGACAUUCAGUGUAAAAACAGAUAAUAAUCAUGUAAAUAAGUGAAAAUAACAAAUAAAUAUGAGAAGUAAUUACACUUUAACCAAA
Molecule: messenger RNA, 5024 nt
Organism: Pipra filicauda (Wire-tailed manakin)
Lineage: Eukaryota; Metazoa; Chordata; Aves; Passeriformes; Pipridae
Gene: MELTF
Product: melanotransferrin
Exons: 12
Coding region: 2090-3955 (621 amino acids)
Biological process (GO): iron ion transport
Cellular component (GO): recycling endosome; extracellular region; early endosome
Source: RefSeq, a predicted model, not a curated record